This is a messenger RNA of Propithecus coquereli (Coquerel's sifaka), 1667 nucleotides long. It is a transcript of the gene MUTYH, whose product is annotated as mutY homolog. Gene Ontology annotation, molecular function: 4 iron, 4 sulfur cluster binding; purine-specific mismatch base pair DNA N-glycosylase activity; 8-oxo-7,8-dihydroguanine DNA N-glycosylase activity. The transcript has 16 exons. Gene Ontology annotation, cellular component: nucleus. Bases 7 to 1605 code for a protein of 532 amino acids. NCBI's taxonomy places the organism in Eukaryota, Metazoa, Chordata, Mammalia, Primates, Indriidae. The record is from RefSeq and is a predicted model, not a curated record. Gene Ontology annotation, biological process: mismatch repair; base-excision repair.
AAGUACAUGAGAGGCUGGGUCUCUCUGUUCCAGGCCAUGAGGAAGCCACGAGCAGCCGUGGGAAGUGGUCACAGGAAGCAGGCAGCCAGCCAGGAGGGAAGGGAGAAACGUGCCCUCAGCAGCAGCCAGGCCAAGCCUUCUGGCCCUGAUGGUCUGGCCAGGCAGCCUGAAGAGGUGGUAUUGCAGGCCUCCAUCUCCCCAUACCAUCUAUUCAGAGCCACAGAUGAAGUCACAGCCUUCCGGGGGAAACUGCUGAGUUGGUACGACCGAGAGAAGCGGGACCUACCCUGGAGAAGAUGGGCGGAGAAUGAGGUGGACCUGGACAGACGGGCAUAUGCUGUGUGGGUCUCAGAGGUCAUGCUGCAGCAGACCCAGGUUGCUACGGUGAUCAACUACUAUACCCGAUGGAUGCAGAAGUGGCCUACACUGCAGGACCUGGCCAGUGCUUCCCUGGAGGAGGUGAACCAGCUCUGGGCUGGCCUGGGCUACUAUUCUCGAGGCCGGCGACUACAGGAGGGAGCUCGGAAGGUGGUAGAGGAGCUAGGGGGUCACAUGCCAUGUACAGCAGAGACUCUGCAGCAGCUCCUACCUGGCGUGGGACGGUACACAGCUGGGGCCAUUGCUUCCAUUGCCUUUGGCCAGGCAACCGGUGUGGUGGAUGGGAAUGUAGUACGGGUGCUGUGCCGCGUUCGAGCCAUCGGUGCUGAUCCCAGCAACACCGUUAUCUCCCAGCAGCUCUGGAGGUUAGCCCAGCAGUUAGUGGACCCAGCCCGGCCAGGAGACUUCAACCAAGCAGCCAUGGAGCUGGGGGCCACAGUGUGUACCCCGCAGAGCCCACAUUGCAGCCAGUGUCCUGUGCAGAGCCUGUGCCGGGCACACCAGAGAGUGGAGUGGGAGCAGCUCUCAGCCUCACGGAGCCUGCUGGGCAGUCCUGACGUAGAGGAGUGUGCUCCCACCACUGGACAGUGCCAGCUGUGCCUGCCUACCACAGAGCCUUGGGACCGGACCCUGGGAGUGGCCAACUUUCCCCGAAAGGCCAGCCGCAGGCCCCCCAGGGAGGAAUGCUCUGCUACUUGUGUUCUGGAGCAGCCCAGGGCCCUUGGGGGUGCCCGAAUUCUGCUGGUACAGAGGCCCAAGUCAGGUCUGCUGGCAGGACUGUGGGAGUUCCCAUCUGUGACCCUGGAGCCCUCGGAGAAGCAUCAGUACAAGGCCCUGCUGCAGGAACUGCAGAGUUGGGCCGGGCCCCUCCCGGCUGCCCACCUCCGGCGCCUUGGGGAGGUGGUCCACAUCUUCUCUCACAUCAAGCUGACAUACCAAGUAUACGGUCUGACCCUGGAGGGGCAGACCCCAGUGACUACCACACCACCUGGCGCGCGCUGGCUGACGCGGGAGGAAUUUCACACCGCAGCUGUCUCCACUGCCAUGAAAAAGGUGUUUCGUGUGUAUGAGGGCCAACAGCCAGGGACCUGCAAGGGUUCCAAAAGGUCCCAGGUGUCCACUCCAUCCAGCCGGAAAAAGACGAGCCGGGGCCAGCAAGUCCUGGAUAGCUUCUUUCAGCCCCUCGUCUCCACUGAUGCACCCAUCCCUAACAGUGUAGCCAAGUGACGCCUCUGGAAGACCCCACCACCUGAGAAUCCUGCUGUUAAUAAAGUGCUUAUUUUUGUAGU